CACCAGUCCGAGGUGGUUGAUCUGAGGCGACGAAACACACCGACUGGCAGAGGAGCGAGGAGCCGCGUUCACUGCGUCCCCGUCCGCCUCCUCCACGCUGCCCCGCGCUCCGCAGGAUGAACGAAUUCUGGAGGCUUGGACACUUCGGACAGCAGCGCGCAGUGGAAGACGGGAUUUGGUGAAGAAGUUGGCUUUCGCAGCGGCGGUGCCCGAGCCGAGGACUCUCGCUGUCAAGUCGUGAGGAGGAUUUCUGACUUUUUUUUUUCUUUCCCACUGUCGCCAAAACUGCUCCCGGAAGCACGAGGACCCAGGGAUUUAAGAGUAGUUUUGGGAGUUUUAAGAAGUUUACCGGAGAAUAAAAUCUGUGGUUCUUCUUCUGAAUGCUUGGUGACAACUGAAAUUUGAAAGGCAGAGAUUUGCUGUCAAAGCGGAAUAUUUUGGGUCAGUGGUGGGGAAUUUUUGGAUAGUUUCUUGCGGCGACAGAGGCCGCCUUCUGCUGGACAGCAUGCGAACGGAGGAUGUUGUCUGAGUUGGGCCUUGCUGCUCUGUGUCUCACCUCGUCGUCCAGAGGAAUGACGGCUCUGUGGUGCUCACUCUGGCUUUUCUUCCUCCUGCCUCUCUGCGUCGCUCCGGCCAGGCUGCCCACUGCUCAGCCCACAGACUCUGUGUCCAGCGAGACAGCCUUCCUGGAGGACUAUGUUCUGGGCAUGGGGGACACCCUGGAAAUGUCAUGUGACCUGGAAGACCCCUCAGAGCCCGUCGUCUGGUUCAAAGACGGCACAGGACUGGUGCCUAGUAACCGGACGCGGCUGGGUCAGAGGAUGCUGCGCAUCAUCAACGUGUCAUACGAGGACUCGGGCGUCUACUCGUGCCGGCUCGCCCACAGCAACACGCUGCUCAGCAACUACACCAUCAGGGUGACAGAUUCUCUGUCAUCUGGUGAUGAUGAAGACUAUGAUGAAGAUCCAGAAGAUGCAGGUAAUGGAAAUGAGGCUCCAUAUUGGACCAGGCCUGACCGGAUGGACAAGAAGCUUCUGGCUGUUCCUGCUGCCAACACUGUCAAGUUCCGAUGUGCCGCGUCCGGAAACCCGAUGCCAACCAUCCACUGGCUGAAGAACGGCAAAGAGUUCAAGGGAGAGCAGAGGAUGGGAGGCAUCAAGCUGAGACACCAGCAGUGGAGUCUGGUGAUGGAGAGCGCCGUGCCAUCAGACCGGGGGAACUACACCUGCGUGGUUCAGAACAAGUACGGCGCCAUCACCCACACCUACCAGCUGGAUGUGCUAGAGCGCUCCCCUCACAGGCCCAUCCUUCAAGCAGGCCUACCGGCCAAUCAGACGGUGGUGGUGGGCAGCGACGUUGAGUUCCACUGUAAGGUUUACAGCGACGCCCAGCCACACAUCCAGUGGCUGAAACAUAUUGAGGUCAAUGGCAGUCGCUACGGCCCUGAUGGCGUUCCCUACGUCAACAUCCUGAAGACGGCUGGCAUUAACACUACAGAUAAGGAGCUAGAGGUUCUCUUCUUGACCAAUGUGUCUUUUGAGGAUGCGGGCGAGUACACUUGCCUGGCAGGGAACUCUAUCGGCUAUGCUUACCACUCUGCUUGGCUGACGGUGCUUCCAGCAGUGAGCCAGGAGAAGGAAGACUACUACGCCGACAUCCUCAUCUACGUGACGGGCUGCGUGCUCUUCAUCCUCGCCGUGGUCAUCGUCGUCCUCUGCCGCAUGAGGAUGACCACGCAGAAGACCCUGCCCACGCCGCCCGUGCAAAAGCUCUCAAAGUUCCCCCUCAAGAGACAGCAGGUGUCCUUGGAUUCCAAUUCCUCCAUGAACUCCAACACACCAUUGGUCAGGAUCGCCCGCCUGUCAUCCAGCGACGGACCAAUGCUGGCCAAUGUUUCGGAGCUCGAACUGCCAUCUGAUCCCAAGUGGGAGUUUCCCCGAACACGGCUAACGCUGGGGAAACCUCUGGGCGAGGGCUGCUUCGGUCAGGUGGUGAUGGCCGAGGCCGUCGGCAUCGACAAAGAGAAGCCCAACAAGCCGCUCACUGUUGCUGUGAAAAUGCUAAAAGAUGAUGCCACGGAUAAAGAUUUGUCAGACCUGGUGUCAGAGAUGGAGAUGAUGAAGAUGAUUGGAAAGCACAAAAACAUUAUCAACCUGCUGGGAGCUUGUACGCAGGAUGGUCCUCUGUACGUUCUGGUGGAAUAUGCCUCAAAAGGCAACCUGAGGGAGUACCUGCGGGCGCGGCGGCCCCCGGGCAUGGACUAUUCCUUUGACACGUGUAAAAUCCCCGACGAGCAGCUCACCUUCAAAGACCUGGUGUCCUGCGCCUACCAGGUCGCCCGAGGCAUGGAGUACCUCGCCUCGCAGAAGUGUAUCCACAGAGACCUGGCAGCCAGAAACGUCCUUGUGACGGAGGACAACGUUAUGAAGAUCGCAGACUUCGGUCUGGCCAGAGACGUGCACAAUAUAGACUACUACAAAAAGACCACGAACGGUCGUCUGCCCGUGAAAUGGAUGGCUCCGGAGGCUCUGUUCGACCGGGUCUACACGCACCAGAGCGACGUGUGGUCCUAUGGUGUGUUGUUGUGGGAGAUCUUUACCCUGGGAGGCUCACCUUACCCAGGAAUCCCAGUAGAAGAACUCUUCAAGCUGCUGAAGGAGGGACACCGGAUGGACAAACCUGCCAACUGCACCCAUGAACUGUACAUGAUCAUGAGGGAGUGCUGGCAUGCAGUGCCAUCGCAGAGACCGACCUUCAGACAGCUGGUAGAAGAUCACGACCGGGUUCUAUCAAUGACUUCCACCGAUGAGUACCUGGACCUGUCGGUGCCCUUUGAGCAGUACUCCCCCACCUGUCAGGACUCCAACAGCACCUGCUCCUCAGGAGACGACUCGGUGUUCGCCCACGAUCCGCUGCCUGACGAGCCCUGUCUUCCCAAACAGCUUCCCAGUAACGGGGUGAUUAGAACAUAAAACCUGGGCUGGGAGGGGAGGGUGGACGUUAACCUCCUCUCACAGUUUGUGGCUAAUAAUCACCUCUCAGUAACUCAAGCUCCUCAAGAUAUGGAAACAAAAAACUCUGCAUGCAAUACUUCCACAGUGCUUCAGCUCUUCGAUUCGUCUUAAACUCUAGGUCGAAAUACUUCGAACGAGUUUUUCUUCCUCUUCCUCCUCCUCCUCCUCCAAGAGACUCUUUAAACAUUGAAGGAUUAUUUUUUGCCGUUGAACCAUGUUUGUGUUCUUCUUUUCAGAAAUGAAAUUAUAUUUUUGUACUCGGGCCAGUCUUUUGUUACGGACAAUCUGUGGGGUGAAACCAUUCCGUGCCUACUCGGAUAAAACCUCCUGACGUUGGGGGGAAAAAAAAGAGACAAAAAGGAUAUAAAAGGAGGGAAUGAAGGGCAUUUGGUCAGUGACUGGUUGGUGAUCCAGUAGGCGAGGACCUCAGAUUUUUAUCCUCUCGUCUGCACGGAGCCCAGAGAUCGCAGUAAAAGCUUGCGAUCUGAAAGACAAUCCGUUGACAAGAUAUACCAGCAAACGAUGGGACUCGUUCUUCCGAAAGAUACCCAACAACUUACACAGAAGUCUGUUCAGCAACAGAAGGGAUUACAUGAGCAUAUACGUGUGUUUUCUCAUGAAUUUGUACACCAUCGUCACGUUUUAGCAUCCCGACAAAAAAAAAAAAAAAACAGUUUUGUGAUAAUCAUGGAACAAAUUCCUCAGCAAAUGUGAGGCGAAGUUUCAGGGCCAUUCAGUAAUAAGUACGGUAAGGUUCGGAGGGUUUUUUUUAUGUAUCUAGAAAAUGAUUUAUUGUAAAUAUAUAAAUGCAAAUAUGUAUGAUAUUGCUGUCCACAGCCAUGUACUUAAAAGACAAAAAAUGACAUUUUUAAAAAUAUUGUUUUAGGAUGGAAGUAUUGCAAUCUAGAAGACACUGUCAUGAACGUGGAAAACAUUUAAUCAUUUAAAGUGAUACAGAAAAGGUUUAUUUGAAUAAUUAACGUGUAUAUUUGUAAAGAUAUUUAUAGACUUAACAUGUGGUUCUUAAGUUCGAAAGGUCUAGUUUAGGAUUUUAGUACUGUACGCAAAGAUUUUUAUUUCAACUUUUUGUAACUUAUUUUACAACAAAACUGCGACGUUAUUUUCACAACUGGCAGACUCCUCUAGUUUUUGAUCCAUCUUUUUUUUUUAUUGUUUUACGUUUUUGUUUUUUUUUGUUUUUUUUUGUUUACAGUUUUAAAGAAUAAGAAUGUAUGACAGACGCGAAGAUGAUUUUUGAGAGCGAGUGUGAUUCGACCACCAGAGGAGGAGGACUGGUGAACUGAAGGCUCGUUCUUAAUGGAGCUGGAUGUUUCCGCUGAGCUCAGAUUCUGGUUUGAAAAGUUGACGUUUGCAAUAUCAAAGCAACGAUUAACUCUUGCUGGGCAAGAAAUAGCAGCGCUUCGAGAUACGUACCAGAGAGGCCUUUUAGUACGACUGAAGUACUUAAAGACAUAUUGAACAUCAACAACAACUAGCUGUGAAUCAAAAGAAGCCUUCAGAGAACCUCAGCAGCCUGUUUUUAAUGAAGAAUCCUCCUACUGAUAAUAUUUCUCUUUUCAGUCUCAACUUAUUUACUGUUUGCAGCCUAUUUGCUACUUAGUGCACUACAUGUACAGCUUAUUCACUUCCCAGCAUUUUAUUUGUGUAAAAUGCAGUGUAGUGCUCUCAGCACCAGAUCCCACAAUGCAAUGCUGAUCCCAGCUCCUGAGAUGUGAGUGGAGCUAAUGCAAAAUUACACCUGUCAGUGGAAACUAAUGAUGAAUGAACUAAAACAAAACCACCGAAUAUCAGUCAGUUAGUGAGAGAGGGAACAGUUUCCCACACAGCUGCAUUUCCCAGAAUGCUUUUCAGCAGCUACCAGGGAACAUUCUUGAACUUGGGGCAUUCAGAAAAAUGUGAGAACAUAUAUGAAACAAUGGCAUCAAUAGAUUUUAGCCAAAAAAAAGUGAAAGUUACAAUGCAUUCUGGGAUUUGGAGUCUAUUCAGAGUGCAGAAAUAACUCUCAGUCUGAAACAGAUAGAGGUGGAUUUUUUUCUCUUGGUGGUGCUUCUGAAGGCUUCAGAUUUUUUUUAUUGUAAGAGAAAGGUCACAGGGUCAAUUCUAACAAGCUGCGUGCAGUGACACUUAGCACCUGUGUGCACACUCACGGAGACAAACAUCAGCCUGAAGGCAGAGAUGUAAAGCUGUUAUGUCCUUUUGUGCUUGAGUGUUACUAAAAACCUGCCCAGACACUUGAGAUUUUAUCGCUGCUCCGUAGUAUUAAUACUGAAAUGAAGGUACGCUGUGUGAUCUGCAUGGCAAAGAAAAAGAAUAUAUAUAUAUAUAUAUAUCAGUUUGUUAAAGGAGACUUUGAUGUCUGUGGUGGAAGCUUCUACAAGUUCUGUUCAGAAAAGUGCCAAAUUAGUCUUAAAAGUCUGUUUCACAGAGUUCUCCAGAUCCCUGAACCAAAUUACUGCACUGUCGAAUGUAGGCGGGCGGAGGUUACAUGUGCAGGGAAGGAUGAUGGGAUUGCCAAAUGGAUACCCCCCACCCUCCCUCCCUCCCUUUUUUUUUUAUAUGCAGUCGUCUCUCCAGCUGACCCCAAAAAAAACACAAGGGUUGAAAUGUUUACACAGUCUGUUUUAGCAAAGUCACGAAAGGGAAAGCGACGUUCACGUGGCAUUGAAGGGUUCAGAAACACGAUUCACUCGCUGCUAAAUGGAAAUGGUGGCAACGCCUCACGGUGCAAUGGCCUUACUCCAGUGUACGAACUGAAUUUAUGUAGAGAAAUGGAUUGUAAUUGCCCAACAAGACCGUGUCAGUACUUAAUGAAAUAUCCCCAGUAUCUGAAGUACUUAAAAGAGUGAAAAUAUGUAUUUAGUUCUGUUGCUAUCAUGGGAGAUUUUUAUGUUUUUUAGCACCAAAUUCUGUACUUUUUCACUGGUUCAUACACAAAAACAAGGCCUUUGUAAAGUGAAAGGUUACACAUAGUCAUUGUUAUUUCUGUUUUCAGUACGGUUUUGGCCCAAAUCUAUGAAGUGCCUGGAAUAAUUGAGCAAACAAAAAGGAGAUUGAUUAAUUUUGAUCACAUUUUGAAUGUAUAAUUGCAAAAAACAAAAAAAUGUUAAAAA
This is a messenger RNA of Toxotes jaculatrix (banded archerfish), 6145 nucleotides long. It is a transcript of the gene fgfr3, whose product is annotated as fibroblast growth factor receptor 3. Gene Ontology annotation, biological process: positive regulation of MAPK cascade; multicellular organism development; positive regulation of cell population proliferation. Bases 519 to 2972 code for a protein of 817 amino acids. Gene Ontology annotation, molecular function: fibroblast growth factor binding; ATP binding; fibroblast growth factor receptor activity. Gene Ontology annotation, cellular component: signaling receptor complex; membrane. Lineage: Eukaryota; Metazoa; Chordata; Actinopteri; Toxotidae. The record is from RefSeq and is a predicted model, not a curated record. The transcript is spliced from 18 exons.